Clonostachys rhizophaga is the source of this 399-nucleotide messenger RNA. Lineage: Eukaryota; Fungi; Ascomycota; Sordariomycetes; Hypocreales; Bionectriaceae. The record is from the annotation of a GenBank genome assembly.
AUGUCCAAGUCCCGAACCCCCCUCCUGAUUGCGACAGCUGCCGCGGGCGGCGUGGGAUACUACCUGUAUAGCGCUGGCGGGAACGCAAAGGCCGCUGAGAACAAGUUCGAGAGCGACGUGCACAAGGCUUCUGCCAGCGUCAAGGCGCGACUCCCUGGCAGCUCGCCGAACACUGAGAAGGAUCUCAAGGGCUACGGCGCCGAAGCGGGUGCUAAGAUCGACCAAGCAAUCGCCGAGGCGGACAAGCAGGCCGGCCGACUCAAGAGCAAUGCCGAGGCCUACGCGAAGGAGGCUCGCGCCGAGACCCUCAAGGCCGUCGACAAGUUCGACAACACCGUCCAGGACGGCACCGCCAAGGCCAAGGGCGGCAUCUCCAGCUGGUUUGGCGGGAGCAAGUGA